AUGACCAAAAUUGCUAGUUUAUUAUUUUGGUUAGGUGCCGCAGUUAACGAGGCGCAAGGCUUUAACAUACCCAAGGGAUCUGCACACAGGGGAGACGUUAAUCCCGUAAAACAACAGCUUUCAAAGAGAGGUUAUGUCGGUUUAGAGUUUACUAAAUCAUAUGGUGAUACAUUUGAAGAUGCUAGUUCGGAGAAUAAGCCAGAACUUUAUUUGCAUAAGAGAAAUGACGGUUAUGAAUCCAUAGAAAUCACAAAUCAGGCCACUUUUUAUUCAGUUAGUCUGGAGAUUGGUACUCCUGAACAAAACAUUACUGUGUUGGUGGAUACUGGUUCGUCUGAUUUAUGGGUAUCUAACUCGGAUAACCCAUAUUGUCAGAGCAAUUAUCAAUCCUCGACAGGAAUCUCAUAUACUGAUACCAUUGAUUGUGAUGAGUAUGGAACUUUUGAUCCAGAUUCCUCUAGUAGUUGGUCCUCUAAUGAUACGUCAUUCAAUAUUAAAUAUGGUGAUUCAACUUUUGCUAGUGGUGUAUGGGGCCAAGAUAGACUACAUCUAGAAGAUUUAAAUGUCACAGGGUUAUCCUUUGCUGUAGCUAAUAGAUCAAAUUCAACAGUUGGUGUUCUGGGGAUUGGUUUACCUGGGUUAGAAGUUACAUACACUGGUUCUGCUUCUACAGCAUACCAAUACGAUAAUUUCCCUAUGGUUUUAAAGAGAAGUGGUGCCAUUGAAUCAAACGUGUAUUCAUUAUAUUUGAAUGAAUUAGAUGCUACACAUGGUACGGUGUUGUUUGGUGCGGUGGAUCAUUCUAAAUAUGAGGCUCCAUUAUAUACUAUUCCAUUAAUUAAUACUUUGAGAGCCAAUGGGUUUUCUUCAGCAGUACAAUUCGAUGUAACUUUACAAGGUCUAGGUAUGACUUUCGAUAAUGGUACCUCUGACAAGACUCUAACUACUACUGCGAUCCCUGCAUUACUAGAUUCCGGUACUACAUUAACAUAUUUACCAUCAUCAUUAGUUGAAAUAAUUGCCAAUCAAAUAGGUGCAUCUUACUCAUCUAGAUUAGGUUACUAUACUGUUGCAUGUCCAGAUAGUAGUAGUUCUUCUUCUUCCACUUUAGAUGGAGUCAACUUGGUUUUCGACUUUGGUGGGUUCUAUAUCAAUUCGACAUUAGAAAACUUCCUAGUGCAAGCAUCUGCUACAACAUGUUUACUAGGUAUUGUCCCACAGACAGCACACAGUGCUCUGCUGGGUGAUUCUUUCUUAAGUAAUGCAUAUGUGGUAUAUGACUUGGAAAACAAAGAAAUUUCAAUGGCACAAGCUAAGUAUGAUGUUGACUCUUCAGAUAUUGAGGUUGUAUCUUCUGGUGCAUCAUCAAUUCCAAGUGCUACUAAAGCUCCAGGCUAUUCUCAAACGUGGUCUUCAAGUGUUGCAUCUAUCGGCACUACAGGUGACAUUUUCACACUUCAAGCACAGGCCACAGUUGGUAACUCUGGUAGUGAAACCGCAUCUGCCACAUCUAAUGGUAAUGAUAGCGAUGACAAUAACAGUUCCAGUGGUCGUUCGACCUCUAGAACCUCAUCUGGGUCCAGGACUAGCGCAAGAUCAUCUUCGUCAGGCACAUCUACAGGAAGAACAACUACAAGUUCAACCAACCGUCGGAACGGUGCAUUCAAAGCUGAUAUAUUGAAUCCAAUGAGUAUAUUAUCAAUAAUUGCCUUCUAUUUAACAAUGAUGUUGUAG
Messenger RNA from Maudiozyma saulgeensis, 1734 nucleotides. The record is from the annotation of a GenBank genome assembly. NCBI's taxonomy places the organism in Eukaryota, Fungi, Ascomycota, Saccharomycetes, Saccharomycetales, Saccharomycetaceae.